AUACAUUAUAUAUCCAUCUUCUUCUACCCCAAGAAAAACCAAGCCCCCCUUUCCGUUGGAAUUGAACUUGUCUGCCCAUUUCACAGUCAAGCUUAGCCCUUCUUCAUAUAUAUAUAUAAACCCCAGAAGAAAGAAUCAAGGGCCACAAUCUGCAAGGAGCAAAGCUCACAUACAUAUACGUACAGAGGAAGAAGAAGAUCAUCGAAUUAAAGGGACCAGAGAAAGGAGAUAUCAGAAAAUGCCUUGCCUUUAUAUCUCCACUAAUGUGUGCCUCGAUGGAGUCGACACCGAACCCAUCUUCGUUGAAGCCACCAAAGCAGUCUCGUCCAUCAUCGGCAAGCCCGAAAAGUUUGUAAUGGUCAUAUUGAAAGGUUCGUUGGCCAUAUCAUUUGGAGGCAACAAAGACCCCGCGGUUUAUGCAGAGAUAAUCUCCAUGGGAGGCAUAACCCGAGAAGUGAAGAAGCAGCUCAUUUCCACUCUUGGUGCGAUCUGUCAAGACAAGUUGUCCAUUCCUCCGGCUCGAUUUUUUCUCAAAGUCUAUGACACAACAGCGCACCACAGCUAUUCUAAAUUGUGAUGAUUUGAUCAAAGAUCGACCCAUGGUGUUUGGUUAAUUUGAUUUGAGCUCGCUUAAUUAAAACACCCAGCCGGGCACCUUUGUAUUGUAUUCUCCAAUAGUUGAUCUCCCAUGAGAUGGGAAGGAAUAAAAAUAUUUAUAUUGCCUUUAUCGGUAAACAAUAUAAAGUAGAACGAGGUCCAUGAGCCUCCUCUUAAAGGCAAA
Punica granatum (pomegranate) is the source of this 781-nucleotide messenger RNA. The record is from RefSeq and is a predicted model, not a curated record. Lineage: Eukaryota; Viridiplantae; Streptophyta; Magnoliopsida; Myrtales; Lythraceae.